This is a messenger RNA of Microbotryum saponariae, 920 nucleotides long. Lineage: Eukaryota; Fungi; Basidiomycota; Microbotryomycetes; Microbotryales; Microbotryaceae. The record is from the annotation of a GenBank genome assembly.
AUGGUCCUCCGAAGGGGUCUCUUGCGACCUGCGACCAUCGUAGCGAGCCGGUAAGCCUCUCCUCCGAAUCCCGCAUCCCGCAUCCCGCAUCCCCAGCCACCCAGCACUAGCUCACGUAUGCCUCCCCUCCUCGACCCCCGCCGCCGUUCCUCGACUCAGACCGGUCUCGACGCAAUCGCUCACCUCGGAACAGAACUUCGACCUGCUCAACAAGCAACGAGCUCUCCGACCCAACUCGCCUUGGCACAUCUACCAGCCCCAACUGACGUCCGUGUCCUCGUUCGCGAACCGUGCGACCGGCGUCGGCUUGACUACUGGUACGUUGAAGCUUCCAGCUCGGUUUAGACUCGGGCGAGACUGCCGUGGCGGGGGGGGGUGGCCCAUCGCGUCGAUGCUCAUUGGUCCGCGGUGGCGGCAAGAGAGGAGGGAGAGAGCCACCACGGCGCCCCCCCCCCACUUUGCCUGGCAAACUCCACUCAUCGUAAGGUUCCCGCCAAAGACGCAAUCAACUAAACUCGUCCCGCUCUUCGCGCACAGUCUUCUACGCCGCGUUCCUGUCGCACCUCGCCGGCCUCGACUCGGCGACGAUGGUCCAGUUCGUCGCCGACCUGCCCGAGUGGUUCAAAUUAACGACCAAGACCGCCUUGGGCGGCGCCAUGUCGUACCACACCAUCAACGGCUUGAGGCACUUGUCUUGGGAUAGUGGAAAAUGUGAGUAGCGGGGUGUGUGACGGAUGUUCGAGGGUCCGAGUGGGAAGCUCGCGAACGUGCAGGGUCAUCCGAUUCAUCAUUACCCUGGGGGCUGACGCGUUUGAAAGUUGUUGCUCGAUUCAGUCCUCGACCUCAAGACCUCCUACGCCGCCGGUUACGCCGUGAUUGGUGCUUCCGUCGCUUCGACCUUGGCUCUUCUCGCUCUCUGA